Messenger RNA from Diabrotica balteata, 2186 nucleotides. NCBI's taxonomy places the organism in Eukaryota, Metazoa, Arthropoda, Insecta, Coleoptera, Chrysomelidae. The record is from the annotation of a GenBank genome assembly.
GUUGGCACUAUUUGUAUAAAAGGCUGUCAUAAGAAGUAUAAUUCAAAAAAUGUAGGUUAGUUUGAACAUUACCGAAAUUACAGCUAUAUUUUACCAAACAAAAAAUAAAUAAACAAAUAAAAACUGAAAAUGCAAAAUCAACCAACAUUUGGUUUUGGAGCAACUGGGGCACAGCCGACUGCAACACCCGCUUCUGGAGGAUUAUUUGGUUCACAAACAGCUACACCUGCCUUUGGAACUGGAACAGGAUUAUUUGGUGGCACAACUACAUCUGUAGCCCCAUCGCUUUUUGGAAACACAGCAACUACUGGCUUUGGAGCUCCACCAAAUGCUGGAAUAGGAGGUUUUGGAACUACUCCAGGAGCUGCACCCCCGAAUGUAUCCGCUUUUGGAGUUCAACAAAGCACAGCACCUGCUCUAGGAGGUAUUGCUACUCCUACACCAGCUUUUGGAGCAAUGACAACACCUGCUUUUGGAGCAACUGCUGCGCCUACUUUUGGAGCAACUGCUACACCUACUUUUGGAGCAACUGCUACACCUACUUUAGGAGCUACUACAACUUCUUUGCCCAGUUUUGGAGCUGCAGCCACUGCCACAUCAAGUUUUCGUGCUGCUCCUGCUACUCAAGCUUCUGGGGAUAAAACAUUUAGUCCCUUAUUUGGAGCAACAUCUACUGCAGCCCCAACUUUUGGAGCAACACCAACAGCUACACCUAGUUUUGGUUUAACAACAAGUGCUGCUCCAACAUUUGGGGCAAUCGCCACUGCUGCUCCCACAUUUGGAGUUGCCACUACUGCAGCACCUACAUUCGGACUUGGAGCUGCAACUGCUCCUUCAUUUGGGGCUGCUACUACCACAGCUCCAAGUUUGGGAUUUGGCACUGGAAUUACAACAACCAGCACUUCUUUAAAUACUAGCUUGGGAUUUAAUCUUGGAGCAACUACCACCAGUACAGUGGCUACUACUAGUAGUACCACCACAACACCUUCCGUUGGUCUAGGAGGACUAGCUACUACACAAGCCAAAGUAGUAACCGCACAAAAAGAUGUCACACCCAAAGAUCAACCACUUCCUAACGAACUUCUCCAAACUGUAGAAGCCUUCAAAGGAUUCGUGAAGCAACAGAAAGUAUACAGUUCAGACAUAUCGAAAUGUUCAAUUCGAGAUUUUAAGAAAGUAGAACAAGACAUCAAGCAGUUGACGACUCUCCUGAAGGAAGUGGAACAUCAGCUACAAAUAAACAGGCAAUUAGCAGAAAAUUUAAAAUAUGAUACAGCGAAAUGUUUACAAAAUGUAGAAAUAGCACAACGAACUCAAGACACUCCACCUGGUUUGCAGUACGAAAACACAGAACCUCUGAAGUUUUUCCUGAAUCUUGCGGACAAAUUUGAAAGGGAUAUGCAGGCAUUAAAAUCUCAAAUAGAAGGAGCCGAAAGUUACGUCAAAAAUCACAGAAAUCCAAACCCCGUGACGUCUCAGGAUAUGGCGUUGGGAAUGCGCAGACUCCACGAAUCUUUCGUCGCUCUAGCGGGUCGUCUACACUCGGUUCACUCUCAAGUAGAAUCGCAGAAAGAAGCGUAUCUGCAGAUGCGAAAACAGUUAUACAACGACAAUUCCAAUCCUUUCGACAGUCACGAAGGAAACCUCAGCCAUAUUUUCAAUUAUCCUUUGCCGAAAAUCGCUACUGGACCAACACCUUUCAGUAAUUUGUCUUUAGGUAGUACACCACUAUUUGCUGGACAACAAAAUCAAAGUACGAUGUCUUUCUCGACGCCUACGACUGCAGCGUCAGGCUUCGGAAGUAUGACAUUUGGCACAAGUUGUUUUGUAAGCCAAUUGGGCGGGAAUUCGUCACAGUUGUUUGCCGCGCCAUCUCUAGGACAAACUACGAAUAGUUUUCAGUUGCAAAAACCUCCCACUGGAAAUAAAAGAGGAAAACAGUAGUUUAUAGUUAACUUUGUUAGCUCACAUUGUCAUAAAUAUGAACCUAUUACUUUUAUAUAUAAAAAAUAGAACUUACUGUUAUUUUUGUAUUUGUAUUUUUGAUAAUUUAGGUAAUUUUAAUAUUUGUCGAGGAAUAUUUUAAGGCGAAUAAAUGAUCAAAACGAAGUAAGGAAUUUAAAUUUUGGUUACUUUGCAAGUCCUUUACAUUGUACAAUAUACUCUCUUUUAUGUGCUUAUUUUAU